This is a messenger RNA of Echinostoma caproni, 3657 nucleotides long. The record is from the annotation of a GenBank genome assembly. NCBI's taxonomy places the organism in Eukaryota, Metazoa, Platyhelminthes, Trematoda, Plagiorchiida, Echinostomatidae.
UAUCUGUCAGGUCUCAAAUCUGCUGGUCUAUCUCCGGUCACAUUGACUGGCCAGUUGUUGGAAUUGCUGCCACAUCUCUCUCUGCCAGCGGUGCCUAAUUUUUCUUGCGUACCAUCCCGUCGCAUUUCAACUUCAAGCGCAAUAGAUCCCACAAAGGAUCACGAUCUGCUUUCGACACCCAAGACAUCAGGAUUCAGUGGAAGUCAUCUUCAGUUAUCUACUAAUGUGGAAAAAAACCAGUCCUUGAAAAAACAAUAUCUGAAUCUGAUUGCGGAAAGUAUAACUCAAGGCUGUGAUAUUUUUGGUUUUACAUCCUGUGAAGGUCCACAGUCACUCUCUGAUUGUGCUGUUAAAGAGUUGGUGAUGCAACAUCCGUUGAGUCAGUUGUUACUGAGGGUAUUUCUUCAUCCCGGUUUCACAAAGGAGGAUCGUAACUGGUUGUGCUCCUUGGUUCGUAACCAACAACAGGCCAUUAGUUUGGAGUCCAUUGGUGUUCGAGAUGAUACUCCAUCGACUGGUCUGUCUGAUGCACAAGCUGUGGUUGCUGUGCAAUCGAAAGCAUUCGAUUGCCUAUUGGAAGCACUGACUGAUUUGUCCACAAUCCUACACUCUCCAUCGUCAAAUCCAAUCGGAUCUGUUCAUUUUGCCUACCCUGGACCAUAUGGAGCGUUAGAACAGCGACGUCUUUCUGAUGGUCCGUACAUUUUGUCCCAAUCAUUGGCUACUUCUAGCUUGGGCAACGAGACACGGGUUACCACAUCACGUUCCGAUAGUCAUGGUCACACACGUAACAACUGCACAGGUAUGGACUGCGUAAUGAACGUCAAUUCCUACGCGAAGUCGCUUGCUGUGGCGCGCGCUUCUCUCCCGAAUGCGUUGGCAGCACAAUAUCCAGUGGAGACAAUCACAGAACACACAAGCGAUUCAGUUUCAUUAAGCAGCGCCAGUUCCAAUUUUUCCAGUAACUUAGACCUGCGGCCGGUUUGUCAUCAUCGACACGGAGCGUCUCCGGUCAAGUCACCGGUCGGAAGUGCCGUGGCUGUGUCCACUCAUGAGGACAGCUAUUCAUUGCCUCCGUCACCUCCUUCCACAGUGGCUACUGUGUCUUCCGAGAUGCAGAUAACUUCAAUAAAUGGCACUUGUUCUACUCGAAUUCCAUGUAAUCUGUCCUGUGCGAACUAUCCCUUGCUCGAUCGAGAUUUCCACAACCAGGGACUUUACGAACCAAACGAAUGCGACGGAUCGCAAAAUCCGUGUACAUCUAAUUUCGGUCACGGACCGGAUUCAACUACUUUCGCUGGUCACGACUCGUCACCGGAACCGCAACUGUUUCACAAAUCAUCUAACCUGACUGAAGAUUUGACUGGAUUCUCCGAUUCCUCCUCUCCCAUGUUUGCUGUACCGAGCUGGUUGAAAAGUUUGCGACUUCAUAAAUAUGCCGGCCUAUUUCAACACUUAUCCUACGGUGAAUUUAUGGGAAUCACGGAGUCGUGGCUGGAAGAACGUAAUGUCACUCAAGGAGCGCGAACCAAAUUGCUUCUCAAUAUCCGCAAAUUAGCCACUCGUGGAUCUCUACUACAACAGAUGGAAACUGAUUUGCUACAAGCACAGUCUACCGGUCCAGCAUCUUUGUGCACUUUGCGUGCAUGUAUGACAGAAAUAUGGAACAUUCUUCACACACCUAUGGCGCCGUGCUUUUCACCACCACCGACAUCAUCACCAUCUAAUUCGGUUUCGAGACAUGACUCGCUUGUGGUUUCAACGGAGGGUAAAACUACUGAUGUGAGUGCAGGCCAAUCAAAACCAUCCUCGGAAGCCUUCCGUGUAUCUCAGACACCUACCGAUGGGGUGGCGCAAUCGCUGGUUUCGCUUGAAGCUUUGCAAGUGGAUGCUCAUACUGUAAAUUCUGUCCACUCCGCAGUGGAGACGGAGUCGUUGCCAAAUCAGAUUAUGAGUUGUUUGACAAAAGUUUGUUCGCGGCUUUUGGUCAGUUCGCAGCCUGAUCUGGACUGUUGUGAACAAUUUAUCCAACUCUUAGACAUCAUUGGUGGCCAUCCGGCUUUUUCGGAUAAACAAAAGAGCUUGACUGCCUCAUGGAAGCAGCAGAUGUUUAAUCUUUUAGACUCCCUUCCAUUUCAUCUGACCUCUGAUCCGUCGCGUUCGUCACGUUCUAUUCCGCGAUCGUAUCACGGAGGUCGAUCUUUUCGGAAACCACCUUGUCGGUUUCAUCCUCGAUCGAAGAAAGGAAUUGUUGCCUGUUGUUCCUCCAUGUCUGUGCAUGAUGCUCCAACUCUCGCGACUGUGGCCAAUUCCGAUCCUCCUUGUACUACUUCCUCGUAUUCCACGGCUCAAGAUCAAGGCCUAGGGGCGUGCAAUCUCGGUCUACGAGCCAUUCAAACCCAGGGUCAUAAUACCAGUGGUCAUUCGUAUCAUCCGGUUUGCUCUUUGGAUGAUAACUCUCAUCGUAGGCACAGUGUACCAGUCAAUCAAAUCCGACUGGGACUGCAACCAAUCAAGUCCUGUCAGGGUCGUCGGAUGCCGAGUCCAAAUCCCGCAUUUAUGCCCAGUCGAAAUACACAGUUUUUCUUUCCUGGCCCACCUCAGGCAUCUUCUUCCUCCGAUGCCGACGUUUCCCAGUCAACAACAAUACAACAAUUCCCACGAACACGUUUUCCCAGCCCAUCCUCAGCAUAUGAAAGUGGUUAUCCCUCUGGAUGUCCCCGUAGCCUCAUCCCACCAGCUACUGCUCCACCCACACGAAUGCCUUCUCCGUCAGAUGUGCGUCAACACGGUACUGGUAUGCCUCCACAACAGGAUGCUGCACCCUCUUUACUGUUGGCUGUUCCUGCAAGCCCUUGUCAACCAAGUAUGACGUGUCCCUGCGCCAGUGUACGUGGAAUCGCACAGAAGGUGGAUGAAGGUGCUCGUGCAUCUUGCACAAAAUUGCCGCAACAACACCCAUCCAGAAACCUGCCAUUCCAACCGAGUCUUCAUUCGGAAUUGCAGUCACAGCUCCCACUGUUUCCCAGAGGUUCCGUGCUCUCAGAAUCAGUUUCUGCUUUGGAUUGUCUGCCUAUCACACCUGGUCUGUCCGAUCUGAGUCAACCGUCUUCACUUCAAACUCCAACCAAUUCUUACCUAUGCACGAAUAGUGCUAGUCAUCUGACGGGAAAUGAAUUCGAUUCAGUGCGGACCGCUACAUCCUUGUCCUGCGCCCCACUCGCAUCAGACAGGACCGCUUAUCAGCUGUUCUCACAUGACCAUGCUCGUAUCAACCCAUCAGCUGUAGCAGGUCAUGAAUACGGUGGUUCUCUUCGAGCACCUCACGCUAAUUGUCCAUGUGGGAUUGUACCACAUGCGGCAGAUCCAUUGGGGGCAAAUAUUACCGGGACUGCAUCGGACGGUCCUCCGGAAUGGUGUGCAACUGGUACUGGUCAAUUGUUCAGAUUUCCUUCAGUCUACGCAGCAGCUGGAGACCCCAGAACUGGGGCCUCUGUAAUGACAACCACCGCAACCACGUCCGGGACGGACACAGGCACGGAAUUCAUUGAGCAUAAUCUCGAUCUGCUCACACGCAAAGUGACAGAACUGGCAAUCGGAGGUCAGUGUCUCUCCAGCUGGCUUGAUUGUAUUGGUGCAUCUAUGUUUGAGGUGUAG